Messenger RNA from Colletotrichum acutatum, 960 nucleotides. RefSeq lists its product as uncharacterized. The transcript has a single exon. Bases 353 to 835 code for a protein of 160 amino acids. NCBI's taxonomy places the organism in Eukaryota, Fungi, Ascomycota, Sordariomycetes, Glomerellales, Glomerellaceae. The record is from RefSeq and is a predicted model, not a curated record.
CUCUCCGGUCUCUUGACUCUCUUCACCUCGAGCUCGGAGGAAUUGGCCGAUUGGGUAACCUGCUCCAUCACGAGUUGCUCAGCGUCGCCGCCGGCCAAUCUCGAUGAUUGGACAACCCACGCCUUUUAGCUAAGAGGUAUUAUCGCUCUCUCCUCUUUACGGAACGUCCGAUAGGGAUUUUACUAGGAUUGUCUUCCCUUGGCAAGGUUCUUUUGAAUCUCCUCCAAGCGGCGGAGCCGAGGUUGAGCUGAGGUUUAGGCAAGAGCCUAUAGUCUCACUGGUGAGACUUCAUCACUGAGUUGUCUUCGUUUACCUCGCUUUCCUGAGGCCUUUCACUAUGCCAUGACGAUGGAUGGCGAGGUCAUCUGGCGUUGUACAAGUCUGUCGUCUGUCGAUUCUCUCAUCUUUUCCUGUCUGUUGUUUUCCGUCUUUCACUCGAGGCUGCCUAGUAAGCAGACGGAUCCCACUUGGGCAGACAGCUAGUCCCAACUUUGGCCAAUACGGGAUGGCUGCGUCGCAUCACCUGAAGGCUUUGGUGCGGGAUGGUACAAACUCUGUUUCGCGCGGGUGCCGCCGCCAAGCGCAUCACAAGCAGAUUUCCUUCUCUGUCGUCCUACAUACAUUGUCAUGCAUACCUAGACGGAUUCACACCAAUACGCACCCAACCACGACGAGCAAUGCCGCCGUCGUCUUUCCUCAGUCUGGUGCCGUGCCCCAGAGGCGUCCACUCUCAUGGUUCUUCGUCCCGAAGCAGCCUUUCUUCACACAUCCGAUAAUCCACAAUCCAGACCGGCUCUGCCCACCCUCCCACGCUGUUCCUAGCCCGAACGUUUGACCGAAGAUGGGCGGGGCUACCCUCAUCGGGCACUUCUCAUCCACUCGCCAUUGACGAUCCUUCCAAGCCCGCCUACAGCAUGACAUUCACACGACCACGGCAGCCAUGCACGCUCCAUUCUGCCG